GUAGCAGACUUUCUUGAAUAAUAAAAUGACUUUUAUAUGAAAACGAGUCAUGUGAGGUGAUACAGGUAUAGGUUUUUAUUUUCUUGGUCACUUCCCUCUUCCAUUCAGUUCGAGUAACACCGAUUCUGGUUCUGUCCUCUACAAAAUAUAUUUCUAUUUCAAACCUGCUGUUUACCGAACUUAAUCGCCCCAACAAUCUCAAAAUAAACAUCAGAAUUUGUGACGGAGUAUUGAUAAGUGCAAAUUUUUAUCGGAAAAUCAAUUUUGAAUAGAAUGAAUUCUUCUAUCAGAGGUUUGAUUAAAAAUCAUUUAAAAAGCUUCAAUGUAUUUAGUUCACGAAAGCUCAGUGUAAGUAAAGGAAAACAAAUGCGCUACGUGCAAUUUAAAUACAAGACAGGUGGGGUUCAGCACCUGGGAGCUCAAAUUGCACCAGAAGGCGACAUUUUUGAUUUGAGUGCUGUUAACUCCACCAUACCUAACUCUUUGGUCAAGUUUUUGAAGGCAGGCGCCGAUGUUCAACAAAAGGCAAAAAGAAUAAUUGCAGAAGGUAAAUCUGUAGUCCAUUUGGAAGAUGUGGUCUUACUAUCACCAAUUACCAAUCCAGACAAAGUAGCAUGUGUCGGAUUGAAUUACAAAGGACAUUGUGAUGAACAAAACAAGCCAUACCCGAAAGAGCCUAUGAUAUUUAGUAAAUUUUCAUCUGUUAUUACUGGACCUUAUGACAACAUUGAAUUACCUAAAAUUUCUCAGAGGGUAGAUUGGGAAGUUGAGUUGGCUGUUAUUAUUGGCAAAAAAGGAAAAAAUCUGAGACCCGAUCAAGCACAGGACAUAAUAUUUGGAUUCACAGUAGCACAAGAUGUGAGCGCUAGAGAUUGGCAGAAAAGAAACAAUGGUCAAUUUCUGCUUGGAAAAUCGAUGGAUACAUUCUGUCCUCUUGGACCAGCAGUUGUUACCAAAGACAAAGUAGAUGUCGACAAUUUGGGAAUAAAAUGUUGGGUGAAUGGGGUACUCAAACAAAGUGGAAAUACAAAUGAUUUAGUUUUUAAAACUGAUUUUCUAGUAUCACAUUUAUCACAGUUUGUAACUUUAUACCCAGGAGAUGUUAUACUGACAGGUACCCCAGGAGGAGUUGGCAUGUAUAGAAAUCCUCCAGAAUAUUUGAACAAAGGAGACAUAGUUGAAAGUGAAAUAGAAGGUAUAGGCAGACUGAAGAAUAUUUGUAUAUAAAAUAUACUUUAUAACUUUUAUACUGAAUAAAACACAUUAAAGUAAA
Messenger RNA from Harmonia axyridis, 1273 nucleotides. Its product is annotated as fumarylacetoacetate hydrolase domain-containing protein 2. The transcript has 4 exons. Gene Ontology annotation, molecular function: hydro-lyase activity. The record is from RefSeq and is a predicted model, not a curated record. Bases 274 to 1227 code for a protein of 317 amino acids. NCBI's taxonomy places the organism in Eukaryota, Metazoa, Arthropoda, Insecta, Coleoptera, Coccinellidae.